GAACUUCAUCCUCCGACUCCAUCCACCUUCGACAUCCAAGAACUCGUCUCCCGGUUCUCAUUUUCAUACCGCCAACAUGGGUCGUCUUCACAGCAAUGGCAAGGGCAUAUCGUCCUCCACCAUCCCCUACUCCCGCACCGCCCCGGCGUGGUUGAAGGCCACCCCCGACCAGGUCGAGGAGCAGAUCUGCAAGCUGGCCAAGAAGGGCGCCACGCCGUCGCAGAUUGGUGUUGUCCUGAGGGAUUCGCAUGGAAUUGCGCAGGUGAAGAUCGUUACUGGUAACAAGAUUCUGAGGAUCUUGAAGUCCAAUGGCCUUGCGCCAGAGAUCCCCGAGGAUCUGUACAUGUUGAUCCGAAAGGCCGUCGCCGUCCGCAAGCAUCUCGAGCGCAACCGCAAGGACCGUGACUCCAAGUUCCGCAUGAUUCUCAUCGAGUCCCGUAUCCACCGUCUCUCCCGUUACUACAAGUCUGUUGGCGUCGUCGCCCCGACCUGGAAGUACGAGAGCGCCACUGCCAGCACCCUCGUCUCAUAAACGUCGAUGGCGGUAGAGGUCGCAAGGGGCCAAGGCCCGGAGCGCUGGACAGGCACACUUCAUGGCCAAUAUGCAUCAUCUGAAUGGCGUCAAGGUCGAUUACUUUGAUGCGUACAGCCGGGAAAUGUAGAAGUGUACCAGGAGGGGAGGAAAAAUAUAGCAUUCUUGCUAUUGCUGUAGCGGACCGGACCACUUGUCGUGGGUCGUAGAUGUCCAAUGCAAAUAUAUCAAACUCAAAAUCAUCCGUACUC
Molecule: messenger RNA, 783 nt
Organism: Eremomyces bilateralis CBS 781.70
Lineage: Eukaryota; Fungi; Ascomycota; Dothideomycetes; Eremomycetales; Eremomycetaceae
Exons: 4
Coding region: 77-532 (151 amino acids)
Biological process (GO): translation
Cellular component (GO): nucleolus; ribosome; cytosolic small ribosomal subunit
Molecular function (GO): small ribosomal subunit rRNA binding; structural constituent of ribosome
Source: RefSeq, a predicted model, not a curated record